CUCCAUAAAUUAAUUUCCAUUCAGUGUUCGAGGAAUUAGUUCAGGUCCUCCCGACAGUAUGUCUGAGCAGAACCUGUAUGAAAACAGUGAAUACCAGCUCAAAGAGUACCAGCAGAGAACAACAAAUGGACAGAAGCCUGUUGAAGAUGGUGCAGCAGGGACCAGCAUUGCCAAGAAAAAGAAGGUGCAGCAGAUUAUCUUUGGUCUCCUGGUUUUAUCUCUCCUCUUCUCCCUGUUGUGUCUUAUCAUAGGCACUGUGAAAAAUUCAAUGAUUUACAGCGAAAUGAAGGAACAGCAGCAUAAAUUAAUGAUGGAAAAUUCUCAGCUCAAAAGCAACGAUUCAGCGAUUUACAGCGAAAUGAAGGAACUACAGGAUAAAUUAAUGAUGGAAAUUUCUCAGCUCAAAAGCAACGUGUCUGAAGUUCAGAGAGCCCAGAGCAUCUUGGCCAGCAAGCUCCCUGAGCUGAAAAUCAACAAUCACUUUUGGACCCCAUGUCCUAAAAUUUGGGCAACGUUCAACCAGUCAUGUUACUACUUCUCCAGCAGUUCAGGCGACUGGCAUUUUGCGAAACAAAAGUGUUCAAUGCUGGGUUCACAUCUGCUUGUGAUCAACAACAUUGAAGAGCAAAUAUUUAUUAAAAAAUUAUCGGUACCCAAAAUGUACUGGAUUGGCUUGUCGGACUCUGCCGAGGAAAGACAUUGGCAGUGGGAAGAUGGCACAGAAUAUGAUUCAACACCACAUUUCUGGGCUAGUGGCGAGCCCAAUGAUGCCUUCAACAAUGAGGACUGUGCCCACCUUGAUGAUAAAGGACAGUGGAAUGACAUUAAUUGCUCCACAAAACACAAUUGGAUCUGUGAGAAAAACUCAGUAUGAAUUUCACAAAACUGGUCUUAAAAGUACAAACAAGCUCACAUUGCAUGUUGGUUCUGUGGCAGAAGUCCUGUGCGUUGAGCUUUCGUGUAUUACACUUCAAUCAAGCUAACCAAGUUUAACUCACAUCAACCCAACUUACUAAAUUCAACUCAGUUCAGUUUCUCUUGACACAUUCAAUCCUAGUUGCAGCCACCCUAACUUUACCCAUCCCUAUUCAUCGAGUCACAUAGCAGAUAAUUGGGUCCUUUGGCCUAUUGCAUUUACCCCAACUCAACCAUAUCCCAAUUCAACUCAACUGUAUCCCAAUUCAACUCAACCGUAUCCCGAUUCAACUCAACCGUAUCCCGAUUCAACUCAACCGUAUCUCGAUUUAACUCAACCGUAUCUCAAUUCAGCUCAACCGUAUCUCAAUUCAACUCAGUCGUAUCCCAAUUCAACUCAACCGUAUCCCAAUUCCACUCAACUGUAUCCCAACUCAAUGCCAUCCCAAUCAACUCAUCAUGACCCAUUCUGUCUCUACUCAACCCACGCCUACUCAACUUUUCCCAGUUCAAUCCAUUCCAACUUAGAAUUCUUAUCUCAAUCCAUCAGCUUCAACCCCAUCCCAUCCCACUCAAGCGAACCUAAAUUACCAAUUCAACCCAAAUGAACUCACCAUAGCCCAAAUUAAUAUCUUCCCUAAACACGGCACCAUCCUAUAGUUGGUCAUGCAAAUAGUGCAUGAGACCCAGUCCUCGUAAUGUGCAUCAGUCAGGUGGUCUCUCAUACUGGGGAGCUACAUGAACUUUUUCUGUCUUCUUCCUCCUCCUUUUCCAGUCCCGAUGAUGGUCCUCAGCCCAAAACAUUGAUUUCCAUAGAUGCUGCCUGGCCUGCUGAGUUCUUCCAGCAUUUUGUUUGUGUUGCAAACAUUUUGAGAUGUCAUUUACGUAAGAACUUAAGAAAAUAAGUGUGUGAGUCAGCCACUCAGCUCCUCAAGCCUUCCUCACCACUCAAUGCGAUUGGCUCCAGGCUUCAUUCCCCUGCUUGUGCCAGCUCCCGACAGCCUAGAUACCCCAAUCUUCCCCUUUUCGUGCCUCUGUUGACCCAUUCUCCAUAACACUCCACCCUCUGCACAACUUAUUGCACAAUCUCUAAUUUUGUAACCAUGCCCCCAAUUUAAUGUUCUUCCACUAGAGGAAGCAUUUCAACAUCUACCCUUAGUAUCUUGGGUGUUUCAGUAAUAUUACCCCCAUUGUGUAGCAAAUUCAAAUCUAGUUUCUUUGUCCUCUGCUGAAAGGAUUUUUUCUUGAGCUGUUAUUGAUUUAACACGAUGUUCUUAAAUAUUUUCCUAUGGGUGUUCAUUCCAGACUGCAGUCACUUGCACACGUUCUCUUUCAUGUCCAGUUUUCCUCAGCUGAUUGGUAGUCACAUCUCAGUGGUUUCAACUCUCCCUGGGCUGGGCAGGUGGUUCUGGUUCUAGAUCUAUGUCCCAUUCCACAAAGAAGAUCUCUAAUGGUCCGGCGCAGCAUUGAGGCAGAUCUAUGGGAAAUGCCAUCACUUUGAUGGAAUGAUAACCCGUGAGUCGGUUGUCACUUUUAGGUCAAUGUAAACGGCAUUAUGAAUGUCCAAGUUGUUGAGCACGUUUGUUCCAUCUGCAACAUCUGUGUGAUUUCCCACUGGCAAAACCAUUUUCACUUCAUUCCCAUUUCCCAUUCUGACCUGGUAGUGCAUGGCCUUCUCUGCUGUCACAAUGAGGCCAUUCUCAGGUUGGAGGAGGAACACCUCAUAUCCUGUCUGGUUAGUCUCCAACCUGAUGGCAUGAACAUAGAUUUUUCUAACUUCUGCUAAUUUCUCCCCCCUUCCUCCUCACAUUUUCCAUUCCACAUUCUGGCUCGCCUCUUAUCACCUCGCUUCUCCUCACCUGCCUAUUGCCUCCCCCUUCCCUUUCUCCCAUAGUCCACUCUUCUCUCCUUUCAGAUUCCAUCUUCUUCAGCCCUUUGCCUUUUCCACCUAUCUGGCCUCGUCUCCCUUCCUUUCCAGUCUUGAUGAAAGGAUUUGGCCCGAAACAUCAACUCAUAAAUCUUCUCCAUUGAUGCUGCCUGACCUGCUGAGUUCCUCCAGCAUUUUAUGCAUGUUUUAGUGAAUGUCUUCACCUGAUGCCCGAUAUGAUAUUUAACCCUCUCCCCUAACAUUACCGCCAACUCAUAUCUGCUUAAUUUCACAUGGUCUUUUGUGGAAGCGCACUUGGUACAAACUGUCAGUGAUACUUCUAUUGCUGUAACAAUAAAUAUGUUCAAAUAAAAGUACCUUGUUGAUGGUUAAAUGUUUUUAGAUGUUUUGAAGGUUGCUAUGGAAAUACACGUCCUUCUUUCUUUAAUAUAUUAUUUCUUUCUCCUUCUCCACCAAUUUGUUUUGGUUGCAGACAGUUCUCCUGAGUACAGUAAGGUGUAUGGUGCCUUUGUGGUUAGCACAACACUAUUACAGCUUGAAGCGUCAGAGUUCAGUGAUCAUUCUGAAGCCUUCUGUAAGGAGCUUGCACAUUCUCACCGUGACCGCAUGGAUUUCCUCCAGCCUCUGCGUUCUCCAGUUUCCUCCCACAGUCCAAAGUCAUACCAGUUAUUAUGUUAAUUAGUUAUUCUGAAUUGCCCUGUGACUAGGCUGGGGUUAAAUUGGUGAAUUGUUAAGCAGCGCAACUCCAUGGGCUGAAAAGGCCUUACUGUCUGCCCACUUUCUCUCUGAGUCUACACUAUAUUCUGCAUUGUGUUAUUGCCUUCCCUGAACUGAUCUGAUCUGAUGAAAUGAACUGUGUGGAUGAAGUGCAAAUCAAAGUUUCUCCCUGUACCUCAGUACAGGAGACAGUAAUAAGCCAAUUCACCAAUUUAUCUAAACUGCAUAUUCCCAAGCCAAACUUCCUUCUUCCUGCACUCCAGUACAACCAACAUGCAUUUUACUGCUCAAUGAACCUCACGGAUGCAUUUAACCCAUUAGGUUCAGGAAUAGUUCCUACUCUGCAACCAUCAGCCCUCUGAAUUAGCACGGAUAACUACAUUCACCACUACUCUCAAUUAAUUCUACAACCUACAAACUCAUUCCCAAUGACUCAGGUUCUUGGUAUAUUUAUUUGCGCAGUUUGUCUUUUGCACAUCAGCUGUUUGUCUGUCUUUUACUUCUUACUUAGAGAUACAGCACAGUAUCAGCCUCUUUUGGCCUUACGAAUCCACACUGCCCAAUUACACCCAUGUGACCAAUUAACCAACCAACCCACACGCCUUUGGAAUAUGGAAGGAAACCGGAAUACUUGAAGGAAACUCACACAGUCGUGGGAAGAAUGCACAAACUCUUUAGAGGCAUGGGCGGGAAUUGAACCCAUAUUGCUGGUUGCUGUGACAGCAAUACGCAACCUUGCUGCUGGUCCUGUAUAGCUUUUUUGUGAAAUUCUAUUGUAUGUCUUUUUUUUUCUGUAAG
Molecule: messenger RNA, 4318 nt
Organism: Mobula hypostoma (lesser devil ray)
Lineage: Eukaryota; Metazoa; Chordata; Chondrichthyes; Myliobatiformes; Myliobatidae
Product: CD209 antigen-like protein E
Exons: 8
Coding region: 59-874 (271 amino acids)
Source: RefSeq, a predicted model, not a curated record